CAUAAAGAUUGUGUUACCUUUGCCUGUUCUAAAACUCGAUUUUUGAUCAUAAUAACUUAAUUUUUAUUGUUUACAUCACUGACGUUGAUAAAUAAACAUAAGUUUUAAAGAAAUCUACCAUAGACAUUCGCCUUGAAAUUUGUUCUUUAGUUUCGUUUGUUGAAGUUUAACAGUGAUGUAUGUGAAUUGCUGCAUAUUUUCAUAUGUUUUUAAUUGUUGUGAUUGAUUUAACCUAAAUUCUUUUUUACAAGUAGUGUUUUGGUGUUUUAAUUUUUAUUCCAGCUAAGAUCCAAAAUGAACAUCAAUACAGACAUUGAUCCGUUAAGUAACUAUGAUUACACAUACGACUACAACUCACAUCCACUCCGCCCCUACACCAACCUUCAACCAGUAAAACAGGAGCAACCGAUGAUUAACCAAGAAUUUCUACACCACUUCAUGGAUAAUGUCUACAGAAACGACAGACAAUGUACUAGCAGUCAAGAUAUCCAGUACGUGCAAGCCAUCCCAAACACAAGUAACGUAAACCAAAAUAACGAAAAUAUUUGUAACGAUGCGCAAAAUGAAAAAACCGUUGAUGAGGAUAUCAAGCCUCUUAUAGAUCCGAAGAAGAUUAAAAAGGAGAAAGGCAGAAAGAGCAGUUAUUUUUCUGAGAAAAUAAUGGAUAACGAUUUCAAAUUCUACGGAUGUUCUGUUUGUGAUAUAAGCUUUUCUGUUUUACACGAAUUAGACCAACAUGUUACUACACACAAGGACAGGAUAACUAGCUACGAUUUGAAAAUUAAGAAUCAGAUUAGAAGGAAGAAUUUGAAAAAGGAUCAGAAAAAGAAAAAAUUAGCGAAGAAUGUAAAAGUUGAGAAUGAAGUAGCGAUUGAUAUCAAGCCUGAAGACGGUUAUAUUGGUAAUGAGAAAGCAUCGGAGUAUCAAAAUGAGAAUAACGAAAAUAAUGUCAAUGAUAGCAGGAAUAGCACUUUAAAUAAUACGGAAAAAGGAAUAUCUAACGGAAAUUUAAAUAGUGGCAAUACUUUGGGCAACGGAAAUAGUGAAAAUAUAGAUAACGAUUCUAAAAGUGAUGUUAAAAAUAGUUUAGCUAGAGUCAAACAAUGUGAAGAUAAUCAAACGGAUGUGGAUAUCACAAAUUUAGCGAAGAUUUACAAAUGCUUCGCGUGCAAGAAGCAAUUCACACUGAGCUAUUAUUUAAAACUUCAUGUGAGAUCACACACUGAUGAGAAGCCUUAUACGUGUAGUGUUUGCGGACAGUCGUUCAUUACGGCGAGCAAACUCGGGAGGCACAACAAGCGUAUGCAUCUAUCUGUCCGUUACCAGUGCAGGAUAUGUUACAGAUUCUUCUCCAGAUUCGAAUGUCUGACCAAGCAUUUCGACAAUAAGCACCCUGACGAUAAAUUGGAGGGAGAGCCUUAUGACUACAAUGCCAUCUUGCCAUAUCUGAAAGAACUAGAGGAGCAGUUGAAGGAAAAAACAGAGGACACGAAGCAGACGAAGACGGAAGAUCUAUGGGGCGACUGGCCCGCGCCCAUAGACAACGGCAGAGAGACGCUAGAGUCUAUGGAACAGAAACCGUUGGAGAUCAUUGUCGACGGGGAUAUGCCGCAUAUUGUACAAAUAAAAAAAGAAGAACCCAGUCCAGAAUUCGAGGCAGUGAAGGACAGCGAUAGCGUGAAGAGCGAGAGAGACAGAGACAAUGAAGACCAGUACCUCGAUGACAGCUUCCAAAACGACAACUCUCAUAAUGACAGCUUUAAUAAUGACAGCCAUGUCGAUGUCAAGGAGGACGUGUUCAAAGAAGAAGACGGGAACGUUUCAGAUGACAAUUAUUUCCCAUCGAACACGUGGGUCCCGCCCACUCCGAAAGUGGAAAUCGACGAGCCAACCACAAGAGGGCGGAAGGCCACGCCCCUCACGUGUGACAUAUGCCAUAAAAAAAUCAGCUCAAUCACGUACAUGAGAAUUCACAUGAGAACGCACACAGGGGAGAGACCUUUUAAAUGUUAUUUAUGCAAUCGAGGAUUCAUCACGUCGAGCAAACUCCACAGGCAUGUGUUGACUCACUCGGAAGCUUGGGAAGGAAAAUUGGAUGGAGAAGAUGAAAUAGAAGGCAAUGAUGAAGAAGACACGGAAGCAGGAGAAGGCGACGAAAAAGUUAAGAAGAAAUCUGGAAAAAAAGACAAAAAAAAGAACAAAAUAAAAAAAGCGAAGGCGGAAUUCGCGGCGAAGUCCAAGAGCGCGGGGAAGAGGUCCAAGAAGUGGCAGCACUCGUGCCAGUUCUGUCACAGGAAGUUUUUACACGCAGAGACUCUGGAGGUGCACAAGAAGUGUCACACCGGCGAGGAGGCGGUGCCGCGCUGCCAGUACUGCCUGCUGCCAGUACUGGACGCGGCGGCGCGCGCGCGGCACGAGGCGGCGCACGCGCACGCGCCCGCCCGCUACCAGUGUCUGCGCUGCGGGAAGCUGUUCCGCCGGCGCGAGGCCAUGAUAUAUCACAAAAAACAACACGACAACGAUGAGCUGUAUUGCUGUGAGAUCUGUCUGAAAUCGUUCAACGCACAAUGCAAACUGCAGAGACACAUGCAGAGUCACAGAGAGAAGAAGUUCACACUGAAGUACGAGUGUCCGGUGUGUGCUCACAUGUUCCAUACGAAAUAUCACGUUCAAAUGCAUCUUAACACGCAUCAGAAGGAGGGGUUGAUAAAAGAGAAAAACCGCAACGAAGUUCUCGCAAUGGUUUUGCAAAACGCGCGAAAAUUCCCGAAGCAUCCAGAAGGCGGCCCGCCGGAGCCGAUCGCGAACGAAGACAGAUCUCGUGUAUGCAACAUAUGCGGCGAGAUAUUCCAACAUUUCUACUUCCUAGAGGAACACCUCAAGAGCCACGGCACCAAAAUGGCUUUGGAAGACCUCAACAGCGAGGAGGAGAAAAAACACAUAUGUCCUGUUUGCAACAAAGGAUUUAAAUUACACUAUUAUUUGAAAUUGCACAGUUUUACACACACAAAAGAGAAACCUUUUAUAUGUCAACAAUGUGGAAAGGGAUUUAUAACGCGCGGGAAACUGAAAAGGCAUUUGGAAACACACACGGGGAUAAAGAAAUUCCAGUGUCACGUAUGCUGCAAGUUUUUCACGCGCUCGAGUUAUUUGAGAAUCCAUGUGAGGACUAUUCACGGCACCCAAGAUUACAACUCAAGAUUAGGGAAAGGUUAUAUAGAUAGGAUGGAUGUGUUUUAAGUUUUGUUUCGCAAUUUAAAUUGUGUUUUUUUUCUGUAUUCGUCUGGCGCAUAAUGCGCACGGCGCAAAAUGUACACUUUGUGCGAUGUGUGGGCGUAGUGCGGGUUUGCUUUUCACUUGUCACCAUCGAACCUAUUGGAAAUGAGACGCAGCGAACCAAUCACAUUGCGCCACUGUGACGCAACGACAACCACAGUGCAAUGUGAUUGGUUCGCUGCGUCUCACUUCGAAUCGACUCGAUGGUGAGUCUCACUUCGAAUCGACUCGAUGGUGAGUAUCACUUCGAAUCGACUCGAUGGUGAGUCUCACUUCGAAUCGACUCGAUGGUGAGUCUCACUUCGAAUUGAUUCGAUGGUGAGAAGUGAAAUGCAAACCUGUACUAGUGUUCAUUUUGCGUUAGAAUCUUUUAUUCUACGGUGUUAGGUCGGUAUUGUUUUGUUGAGUAUCAAAAUACAACACGUGUUGUACUUUUGUAUAAAUAUUGAAGAAUAUUGUUUAAUUUUUUGGCGUUCUAAAUUAUGUAUAAUUAAAUAUUGGUUUAAAUGUUGCAGGAGGUAUUGUACUUAUCAAAUUAAUUGUAGUUUCUUUGUUUAGACUUUCUGUUGCCUAAUGGUAUACGCUGUCCCGGGUUCGAUCCCCGGUCAGGUCAACAUGGGAAAAGAGUGACCUAGGUCUUGGAUGUUAUAUAUAUAUAUAUAUAAAUAUAAAAAGAUGAAAAAUAUAGUUUUACCACCAGAUUAAGUUUUGGGCGAUGUUACACCCAUCAAACUCUUUGCCCAGUCAGUAUGUUAGUAAGCAAUCUGGUAGCUAUAUUUUUCAAUUUAUGUAAAUAGUGAAUUUAAAAUAUUUGAGGUUGUGUUGACAAUUGUAAAUGUAUGUAAUCUUUGUAAAUAGAUUUUAAUACAUUACAGUUGGAUUAGCGACGUUUUUAUUGUAUUCAAUGUUGAUACAAAUUGUUUUCAAAAUGGAACGCUUUGGUGUCAAUUUUCAAUUCACUUUUCUCGUUCUACGCACUUGUACUUAAAAUGGAAAUAAAUCUAGCGCAUAAUGUGCACUGCACAAAAUAUCAAGACUGAUAACAACAGCCUGAUAACAACAGCAUUUAUGAAGAGGGUUGACUUCAAAAUGGUCGUAAAAACAGAUUUAAAGGUUUAAAGGUUUAUUUUUACGCAAGUAUCGGGCUUCGAAGCCCCGAAUACAUUUAUGUUUUUACCCGAGCGAAACCGGGCCGGGCCUCUAGUACUUUUUAUUAUUUAUUACAUAUUAGUAAUUAUAUCAGUUUAAAGGAGUAUAAAACUGGAGAUUCUUCUCAGCGAUGGGCUAGCAACAGUAAAUGUGAUCUAGCUUCUCAAAAAUGUUAAAGACGUGAUUAUAAGUGAAAUAUGGAGUGAAUAAUUUUCGAAUAUUUGUCUGUCACUGUACAUAAAACAAAAACAAACAAAAUUAUUGACCUUUUUUGAUACUUUUACCAUGUCACUAUUCGUUCAAAUUCGUCAAGCAAUUUAAUACAUACCUAUUCAAAUUAAGUUAACAAACACUUCACGCCUUAGUUUAAUUACCUAUAUUUUGUUUCUUAUUAGUAUUGGAAAGAAACUAAAUUGGCACAUAGAUGUGUUUGUGUCUACUACCGCUAAUUGGACGAUGGUAUUUUUAAAAGCCAGUGUUAGCAAUACACAAUAGAAAAAGUAUUGAAUAUAUUAAAAUUGAUCUAAAGUGUUCGCUGGCUGAUGAAUUGAACUGAUUUUAUUCGAUAGAUUUUGGCGUUGAUUGAGAAUUAACGAUUAACCUCAUUAGAAGAAUUAUUUAAUAGCACCUUGGGUUUAGCGCAUAAUGUGCACUUGACAAAAUGUUCAAAACAAAACUUGUUGGGAAGCAAACUGUCCUCAAUCCGUGCUGGAUGCGUGACAGGGUAGUGUAAGGUGAAGACCAGCCAGGGUUCCAUAAUGGUGCCAUAAUCGCAGUGCAGGCAAUGUUCCUGAACGCACUGCUAUCAUGAGACGAUCGACCCUUAUAAUUGAAUGGACGGGACGAUAUCAGAGGGACAUACAUAGCAUAAAACAAAGUCGCUUCCCGCUGUCUGUCCUUAUGUUUAGAUCUUUAAAACUACUCAACGGAUUUUGAUGCAGUUUUAAUAGGUAUAGUGAUUCAAGAGAAAGCCUUAUAUGUGUUAUAACGUGCACCCGUGCGAAGCCGCAGGGGGUCGCUAGUGAAAUAUUAUAUUAAACUGAGAUUGUAUAGGAUUGUUCGUUGUUCGUUGACAUUAUGCGAAUGGUACAUUUUGCGAAGUGCACAUUAUGCGGCAUGUACUUACGUUGGUUCGGUAAACAAGGGCGCAGGUUUAAACAAUUUUGGUGAAUGUUUUUGUAAUUAUAUAUUUAGUGUUAAUUAGCUAAUUUGGUGUUAAUGUUUCAUACACUAUUGUUGAUUUUGUAAGAAAUAAAUGAUUCAUUUUA
Plodia interpunctella (Indianmeal moth) is the source of this 5693-nucleotide messenger RNA. Its product is annotated as zinc finger protein 888-like. NCBI's taxonomy places the organism in Eukaryota, Metazoa, Arthropoda, Insecta, Lepidoptera, Pyralidae. Bases 295 to 3240 code for a protein of 981 amino acids. Gene Ontology annotation, molecular function: DNA-binding transcription factor activity, RNA polymerase II-specific. The transcript is spliced from 12 exons. Gene Ontology annotation, biological process: regulation of transcription by RNA polymerase II. Gene Ontology annotation, cellular component: nucleus. The record is from RefSeq and is a predicted model, not a curated record.